AUGUGCCCAGUGGCUGCUAGCGCAGGCCGCGGUGGUCUGGGUGAAACGGUCACCUUUGGCUCUCUUGAAGUGCCACAUAAAGACUUCACCACGUUGGUUCAGAUGCUUGUAUCUUUGAUUUCCAUCCUGGAAGGUGGACCAGAACUGAGGGGCUCUCAAGGUUCCUACGUCACCCCCCGUCUUAGGCCACCCUGCCAAACACCGUGUUGCCCAGGGUGGCUGUCCACCAGGUCAACCGCGCUUGCUCAAUGCUUAUGUGCCUCUGGUGAUUCCAAUACGGCGCCCACCUACACCCCACAGAAUGCUGGUGGUAUGAACGUGGCUCCCCACACAGACGGCCAUUUUCCUUUGGGUCACACAGAGGUGCAAUCGACUGCCAGUGUCAAUUUUCCAGCUGGUGCAGUAUGGGCACCAGCGGGACGCACACGACCCUUGUGGUGCUCGGGUACUCAACAGUCUGGACCAUACCUCAGACCCCCUUCCCUGGGCUCGGGAUGGCACAAAUCCGGUACGCGAGGCGGCAGCGUCCGCGCGGUACGAUGUAGAUGUUUUGUGAUCUUCCCAUCCGGAUUCUUCUUCCGGGGAGGACAAGUGUUUAUGUCGCCUUUUGGCGGAUUCCGACAACAAACCAGGUUCACCUGGUCCUUCAGUCACAAGCUGACUGAAGGCGUUCCGGAAGCUCUUUGUCUCCUAGCAGCUUGCUUAGGUGCUCAUACCGCCUCUUCAUCUUCUAACCCUGGUUCCAAUCCGGGUCCGCAAUUGCCUUCCAACCGGGAUGCAGCAAUCACCCCCAAAGGCAAUGUGUCACCAGCUAAGCGACGUAGGGAUACUUUUGAACUCCCCCUGACUCAAAAGCAAAUGUGCCUCAGUCAAGAAAGCCAAUUGGAGGAAGUUGAUGAACUUGAAGAGAUUUCUGUGGGAUCGAGUGAAACACGACCCCAGGCAAACCCAGGUGGUAAGGCCAAAAACCCUUCAACUUGCCCCGCGGUGAAGAAAGCAGGGGUGAAAUUCUCGACAAACCCACCGGGGAGUCAUCUGCUUAACCCACCAACCAAGGGAGACGAGUUCAAUCGCUGGAACCCACUACCUCCCACUUGCUGA
Molecule: messenger RNA, 1101 nt
Organism: Melampsora larici-populina 98AG31
Lineage: Eukaryota; Fungi; Basidiomycota; Pucciniomycetes; Pucciniales; Melampsoraceae
Exons: 8
Coding region: 1-1101 (366 amino acids)
Source: RefSeq, a predicted model, not a curated record